Molecule: messenger RNA, 2923 nt
Organism: Temnothorax curvispinosus
Lineage: Eukaryota; Metazoa; Arthropoda; Insecta; Hymenoptera; Formicidae
Product: ATP-dependent RNA helicase dbp2-like
Exons: 7
Coding region: 171-2006 (611 amino acids)
Cellular component (GO): nucleus; ribonucleoprotein complex; cytoplasm
Molecular function (GO): ATP binding; RNA helicase activity; RNA binding
Source: RefSeq, a predicted model, not a curated record
GUGACGCCGACACGGCCAGACACCUCGUCCUCGUCCCUUUGGCUGGCUGCUCCGUUAGUGGCCGAACGUGUUCUCGUCACCCAGCCCGGAUUGUUGGAUUGUUCUCGACCCACAUCGGCAAUCGUCAAGGAAAUCGCACGGAAAUCAGCGACACAUUCCCGCCCGCUGCAAUGGCAUACGGUGAACGCGAACGUUCUGAUAGACGAGGAGGAGGUAGUGGCGGCGGCGGAGCACGCGGAGGUCGAUUCGGCGGACGCGACGGAGGCGGAGGGGGUGGCAGUAGAUUCAGCAGCAGCGCAAACAGAGACAGCAGUUUCGGGAACAACAAUUUUAAGAACCGGCAGCCCGGGGAGCGUCUACGUAAACCACGUUGGGAUAUGAGCACUCUGCAGUCCUUCAGAAAGGACUUCUACCAGCCACACCCCAACGUAAUGGCACGGGGUAUUCAUGCCGUGGAGUCAUACCGUUCCAACAAGGAGAUCACUGUGAAGGGAGCUAACGUUCCAGGUCCCAAUGUUUAUUUCGAGGAAGGUGGCUUCCCGGACUACGUUCUCAACGAGAUUCGUAGACAGGGAUUCGGCGAGCCGACCGCAAUUCAGGCACAGGGUUGGCCCAUCGCGCUGUCCGGUCGGGAUAUGGUCGGUAUAGCGCAGACAGGUUCGGGAAAGACUCUGGCGUACAUUUUGCCGGCGAUCGUUCACAUAAAUCAUCAGCCCAGACUGAGCCGGAAUGACGGACCGAUCGCAUUGAUCUUGGCACCAACCCGAGAAUUGGCGCAGCAAAUUCAGCAAGUCGCGUCGGAUUUUGGUAUGUCUUCUCAGGUGCGAAACACAUGCAUCUUCGGCGGCGCCCCGAAGGGACCACAAGCGCGCGACCUCGAACGCGGCGUAGAAAUUUGCAUUGCCACGCCGGGUCGUCUCAUAGACUUCUUAGAGCGCGGCACGACAAAUCUACGUAGAUGUACAUACCUAGUCCUCGACGAGGCCGAUAGGAUGCUCGAUAUGGGCUUCGAGCCUCAAAUUAGGAAAAUUGUAGAACAAAUACGUCCCGAUCGUCAGACUCUCAUGUGGUCGGCCACGUGGCCGAAGGAAGUGCGUAAUCUCGCGGAGGAGUUUCUAACGGACUACAUACAGAUCAACAUAGGCUCCCUACAGUUGGCCGCCAAUCACAAUAUUCUGCAAAUUGUGGAUGUAUGCGAGGAAUACGAGAAGGAAAGUAAACUUAUGAAACUGUUGGAAGAAAUCUCAAACGAACCGGAAAAUAAGACUAUAAUAUUUGUGGAAACUAAGAGGAAAGUCGAUGAUAUAACAAGAGCUAUUAAUAGAUACGGAUGGCAAGCGAUUGGUAUUCACGGAGACAAAAGCCAACAAGAAAGAGAUUAUGUAUUAAAUCAGUUCCGGAAUAGCAGGUCUGCCAUCCUUGUGGCUACUGACGUGGCGGCGAGAGGUUUAGAUGUCGAGGAUGUCAAAUUUGUGAUAAACUUGGACUAUCCGUCCAACUCUGAGGACUAUGUGCACCGUAUCGGACGUACUGGUCGCUCGCAGCGUACAGGAACUGCGUACGCCUUUUUCACGCCCGGCAAUGCUCACAAGGCUGGUGACUUAAUCCAAGUUCUGGAAGAGGCCAAGCAAGUUGUCAACCCGAAACUGUAUGAUUUAUCCAGGAAUCCUGGCGUUUAUAAGAGAGGACGAUAUGGCGGACGCAGCGGAGGUGGUGGAGGUGGACGAGGUUCCGGAGGCCGUGGCGGUUCACGAGGUAGUCGUGGAGGACGUGAUGCGGGAGAUAGAGGAAGAUUCGACCGCUCUUCCGGUACUGGCGCGAAUGAUCGCGGCAACAAAUGGUCCGGAAGCAGUAGCGGUGGCAUGGGCGGGGCUAGCUAUGGAAGCAGUAAAUCAUUCCCACAAAACAGCUUCGGGAGCGGAACUUCCGGCGGUGGCUCCAGUAGCUACAGCCAGAACAGUAGCGGGUAUGGCGGAAGCAGCUACAGGCAACAGAACGGCUAUUGACUUCGAACAAACGGUCAAAUAAUACUCCCAUCUGCGUUCCAGAGGGAAUAAUAGCAGUCGACGAUUGAUAUGAGCCGACGAGCCCACAGUUGCAGAAAAUCGUUCCAAAAAAAAAAUUAUACACUCACAUUCUCACGAGAGCAUACGUCUCCUUUUUUUCUUUUCUAGUACACAUCAAUGCUUCAUUAGCUCUAAGUAAUAUUAUAAUAUUAUCAAUUGUGCAAGUCACAUGUGUUACACUUAGGAUAGCUCCUUAAUAUAUUUAGGCGGUCAGUUAUGUCAUAUGAUUGUCGCUGAUAUAGUAUUAAAUUCGAUUGGCUUGCCGCUGUACAUUCAAUAAAAUAGUGUAAGAAUGACACGAAAAAAAAAAAGCUGAAACGUGGCGUUACUCUUUGCUAAGUGGUUUUUCUCUAACGUUUCUUUAACGCAGUGUGCGUAUUUAUUUUUUACUUGUGCAUAUUUAUUUUCACGAUAUCUGUAUCGUUAUACGUUAUACGUAGCGAUAUAAAUUUUUAUUUAUUAUUUGUAUAAUUGCAAUUUAUUUCCAUUAUAAACACGUUUUCAGAGAUUCUGUAAUGUGUGUUGUGUAAAUUAUUGAUGUAUAAACGUGUAAUUAUAGUCGGCAUUCAAUCAACGCGAGAAUGUGACAUAUUUUGAUAAGUCAUGUUACGUAUAAGAUAGAUGUCUGAAUGCCGUCAUCAUAAACACGCGUAUAUACAUGCUAAUAUUAGAUUUACUAUGAAAUAUCCUAUCUAGAGAGACUCGGUGAUUUCGUUAUCCCAUUAUCGAUAACAAUUAAUCUUCAUCGAGUGCCAAGGAAGACUGCUUCAUUCAUUGGUCAAUCUGCUUAUCGAGAAUCAUACGAUCCGGUCCGGAAUUUGCCCCUUUACUCAAUAAAAACAUUUACUUCACCGAGA